Messenger RNA from Neocloeon triangulifer, 5591 nucleotides. RefSeq lists its product as uncharacterized. NCBI's taxonomy places the organism in Eukaryota, Metazoa, Arthropoda, Insecta, Ephemeroptera, Baetidae. The transcript is spliced from 6 exons. Gene Ontology annotation, biological process: regulation of transcription by RNA polymerase II. The record is from RefSeq and is a predicted model, not a curated record. Gene Ontology annotation, cellular component: chromosome. Gene Ontology annotation, molecular function: chromatin insulator sequence binding. Bases 775 to 5292 code for a protein of 1505 amino acids.
CAUGGCCGCCGACACAAACAACUCGUGCAUUUUAUGCGAGUCAAUUGCCGGCGAAAAUAGCCUUCUAAUCGCCGACCUAGACAAGAAUAAAUUUGCAAAUUGGUGGCUUGAGAACUUCGAUGUCGAAAUAGAAAAGUCUGUGCUCGAUGGAAAGUCGGCCCGCGUCUGCAAAUUCUGCAUCCACGAUGCUCGAAAUACUGUUGGUUCAGACCGAAUCCAAAGAGAAAUUCCAAUUGAUUGGUGGACAGUCGCUUCCUGUGAUUCAAGUAACAGUGGUCAAGAACAUCAACAAUUCUGCGACCUGGUCUUAGAACCACUGAAAAAUGAUGAAGUUGCGCUAUUUUCAGCUACAAACUCGUCAAGCAGGACAUUAGACGGACACUCUUCUGGCUCUGGCCAAGUUAUAAAAUAACAGAAGUUCCAAAAAACUGCGACGUGGUCUUGGAACCCCUAGGAAACGAUGGAGUCGCCAUAUCUAGGGCCAGAAAAUCAUUAAGCAGGAAAUCAGACAGACACUUUUCUGGCUCUGGCCCAGAAUUUCCAAAAAACUGCUACGUGGUCUUGGAACCCCUAGGAAAUGAUGAAGUCGCCACAUCUACGGCCAGAAAAUCAUCAAGCAGGAAAUCAGAAAAACAAAUACACUCUUCUGGCUCUGGUCAAGAAAUUCUAAGAAACUUCUACGUGGUCUUGGAGCCCUUCGCACACGAUGAAGUUGCCUCAUCUUCAGCUACGAACUCAUCAAGCAGGACAUCAGGCGACCACUCUUCUGGCUCUAUGAAGAAGGCUAAAAGUAAAUCAUUUCCUGGCAAUAAAUCACCAAUCGCUAGGGCACCAAGAGAUAAGGAUAAGAAGUUAUAUUACACCUGCUUUUACUGUCAUCGUCGAACUGCCCACAUGAUUGAUCAUUUGAAAAUUGUUCAUAAAUUGAAAUGUGUGGCACAAUGUCGUCAAGGCCUUUGCCGCCAGUAUCUUGCACCACAAGAUUUACAGCCCCACAUUUCAAAAUAUCACUUCGGCGGCAAUGUCUUGAUUUGCGAAGUAUGCAAAUAUGUUUUCACAAAUAGUAUUCACCAUAAACUGCAUGUUAAAUAUGCUCACAGAGAUGUGAAGGCAGAAUAUGAAAAAUUGAUAAAUGUCAUAAGGGAGAUUAAAUUUUACAAAGCUAAAUUAGUCCGUCCUGAAGCAUUUGCAGAGUGGGAACAGACCAUUCAAAUUGUCUUUGUAAAAUGCGUCUUUUGCAAUGAAGAGUUCAAGUGCAUCGAUGCGCUAAAAAAGCACGUAGAGUUCUCUCAUAAGGACAUUGAUGCAAUAAUGUGCACUUAUCCUGACUGCAAUGAGUUUUUUGAUCUCAAGGAUGACUUGGUGACCCAUUUGAAAACUGCACAUCCGUAUCUUACGGAGGGAAAGUUAGAAAUUGGGGGGGAAAGCAAAACGGCCUACUUUAAAUGCAAUUUUUCUGGGAAGUGUAAUACAAUUUUCAAAUCAGACGAAGAAGUGGCAGAGCACAUUUUUAAUGAGCAUACAGACAGUUUGGGUAUGAGAACUGCUUGCUUCUAUUGUAAAAUGUUUGUGUUUCAUAAGUCAAUGAGCACCCACCUCAAAAAAGUGCACCAUGCCACUGACGUAUUGAAAUGCCCUGCUUUUGACUGCCAUCAAAUGUACUUAGAAUAUGCUGAUUGGUGGACGCACCUUGAAUCUUACCACAAAGACCAGUUCAAAACUGCGACCGAUGUCAAGACAUCACAUAUAUUACUUGACGGUGAAAUUUGUUGCCAAAUAUGCAACAAUAAAUAUAAAUCUGAUCUUGCUUUUUUAUUGCAUUUGAAGCAAUUUCAUAAAUUUGAAACAGUUCUGUCGGAAACAUCUUUCAAGAACAUUUUUAGGAAAUGCACUGAAUGCCCACUUUACUUUCAGACCAAAAUGGCCCUGAGCAUUCACUUGAAGCAUGUUCAUGAAAAAGCAGAGGGAUUGCCAAGUUUUUUUAAUGCUUCCGAGUCUCUGAUGCAAAGUGAGGUCCCUGUAAAUUCCCAAAGUAAGGACGUCUUAGAUCCAAAAAGAUUAGCUGAACCAACAUUAACCCCCGUACCUGCCGAGCAAACUUUGCCACUGACAUAUGUGUCUGAAGCUUCGGAGUCUCUUUCCCAGAGUGCCUCCAAUGAGCUAAAUGCAGAAAAUGAAACACAAACAACAAUAGAACAGACCGUAUGCGUUUACUGUGAUGUUGAAUACGAAGACUUAAAAGAACAUUUACUCUCCAUUCAUAAACUGAAAAAUGUGGCAAAAUGUACUCACAGUGGCUGCAGCCAAUACUUGGCAUGUGAGGAUUUGGAGUCGCACAUUGAAAAUCAGCACACAGUCCAAGACAUGUCUAGAUGUUUAAUUUGCAGAAUUUGCAAAAAACUAUUCAUAAAUCAUGUGUAUCACAAGUUGCAUAUGAGGUAUGCUCACGAAUUGGAUUCUGCAGAAAUAAAUUCAAGUUGUUCCAAGGAAACAAAUCAAAUUAACAAACCAGAUGUAUAUCUGAGGCAGAGAGCAAGUGGAGCAAUCCUAGUUUCUUGUAUCUUUUGUAACAAACGUGUUGCUGGUCACUUACUAAUAAACCACAUUCGACUUGUUCACAAGCGAAUUGAUGAAAGAAGGUGCCACUAUCCAGACUGUCAUGAGGUGUUUGAAUUGGAGGGUGACUUAGUAACUCAUUUGAAAAGAGAACACCCUUAUCUGACAGAGAAAAAAUUUGAACCUGACGGGCAAAUUGGUUGCUGGAGCACUGAGAUCCUUAAGUAUGGCUAUAAAUUUGCUGAUUGCCAUACAAAUUUUGCAAAUUACAAAGAGUUUGAAGAGCACAUAUAUAACAAGCACUCUGAUUGUUUGGGCAAAAAAAUGUCUUGCUUCUAUUGUAAGAAAUACUGUACUUAUGCGGCAAUGAGCUACCACCUCUUUAAAGUUCACAAUGCGUCUGACAUCUUAAAAUGCCCGGUUGAGGGCUGCUUUCAAAUGUUCAUAGAAUAUAGUGAUUGGUGGGCUCAUAUUAAAAAAUAUCAUAAACACUUUUUCAAAUUUGACGAUUCCAUUGAUGCACGAAAAAAAUUAUUAUAUUUUGAAGUCGAAACAACAGCAUUGCGUUGCAACCAAUGCCAGUUCAUCUUCCAUGCCCAGAAAAGUUUUGUUACUCACUUGAAGCAAUAUCAUAAUUACAAAACAUACGAUUUUGCACAACUUGCAUUAGAACCUCUUAGGAAGUGCCUAGAUUGCAAACUUUCCUUAAGGAGUAGAGUAGGUAUGGAAAUUCACAUCAAAUAUGCUCAUAAAUAUACCAACAUAGAACCAAACGUCGCACCAAGGACUCCUGAAGUUUCAAAGUUAAUGGUGGCGAUGAAGGGCUCCUCAUGCCUCCAAAAUGUGAUUCCGCUUAAUUCGGACAAUCAAAUAAGAAUAGACAAACAAGUAACUCAGCAGGGGGGAAAUAGUCAAGCUAAUAUUACAAAUAUUGUGCAAAUAAUUGCUUGGCCCUUGUGUGAUACAAAUAUUGCUGCAGUUAAAUCAAGUGUAGACUGCUCUAAAUAUCAUGGUGGUGCAAAAGGGUCCUUGGAGCAAAUUCUUUCGGAGCAUGACUACUUUACUAAGUUUCCCUUUGGUUGCGUUUCAGGAAAUAAAACUGUGAUAGAAAGUAAAGAAAAUGAACCCCAGUCAGAUGAUCAAAAUUUUCCAGUAGAUUCCAAUCCUGAUUUACUUUCUCUUAAAAAGUCAAGCAGGUCAAGACAUGCCACAAAGAUCCACGCUGAAACGAAUAAAACUGAGGUUGAAGGGCCUACUUGCAUAUACUGCAAUUAUGUAGGCCAGGAUUUUCCACAGCAUUUUUUCUCUUUUCACAAACUGAAAACUAUUAUGAAAUGUGGUUACAACUUUUGCAAAGACCAAUUCACAUUAGAAGAUUGGCAAAUGCAUAUGAAAAAUGAACACACAGGCAAGUGUCCCCCUGAAUAUGAUUUCAAAUGCAGAAUGUGCAAUAAAUGUUUCGCAAACGAGGUCCAUCAUAAGUUGCACACAAGGUAUGCUCACAGGGAUAAGAAAUCUCUCGGGCCUUAUUUCGAACUAGAAUUCCAUGCUACAAAAAAAAUAUGCUCUCGGGGAGCAUUGCAGGAAAAUGAAGAUAAUUUAAUGUUAGAAAUAACUUGUAUCUUCUGCGGAAAAAUUGUUAAGAGCCGUUGGAUAAAUAGUCAUUUAAGAAACAUGCAUAGUGAUAUCAAAAUCAUACAUUGCUCAUACCCAAAAUGCUAUGAAGUUUUUGACGUAAAGUCUGAUUUGAUUGAGCAUUUGAAAAGUGACCACCCGUACAUCCUGGAAAUAAAUAAUUAUUUGGAGGAAACUUUUAGUGAGAUUGAUAAGCCUGAAAUAAAAUGUAGUUUUAGUAGCUCGUGUUCUAGAGAAUUCAAGACAGUCGAGGCAAUGAAAGAGCACAUUUUAAAUUUCCAUGCCCUUGAUUUGGGCAGCAAAAUGCCUUGCUUGUUUUGCGGCAGGUAUUUUUCUUACGGAAAAGCUUUGAAUGGCCACCUGCAGAUCAAACACCCCCACUGGCCAGUACUUGAAUGUUAUGUUUUUGGCUGUUAUCAAAUGUUCAAGGAUUAUACUGAUUUGUGGGCACAUGUUCAGUCCAAACACCCAAAAUCUUACAAAGUGGAAACUCUGGGAAAUUCCCCACAUUUUGAUAUUCUCAUUGGUGAUGGAAACAAUGUUUGCAAACAUUGCGGAGAGCAGUUGAAAAAAACUGGAAGGUUUGACGUUAUGAGACAUUUGAGAGAAACUCAUCACUACUCAAAGUACAAUUUUGACCAUUUCGAAUUGGCAUUUAAUAAGCAGUGCCCCAAAUGCCCAAUUAUUUUUAAGGAGAAAAAAGGCCUGGAUGCUCAUGUGGAAUAUAAACAUCCAAAAUUAUCGAGACCAACCAAACGUAAACGUAGUUGCAAUGAUGAAGAGGUUUCGGAGAUGGCUGAAAACCCAGUAGAGUGCAACAGUGGAGAAGUGCAUUCGGACACUGAUACCGCUUCUGAGAAUGGAGAUUCGUCAAUGAGUGAUUGUAAACGAGUAAAAAUCGAAUAUGACGAAGAAGAAGUUGAAGUCAAAAUUGAACCAGAAUCUGACUAUCCCCUCGAAUUCGGCAAUGAAAAUCUCAAUCAAAAUGAACCACGACCAAACUCCUCCGAUUUUGACACACAAUGUUUUGCACCGCCUGCCUCUUUUCCAACUGUUGACUCUGCAGAUAUUGCUAUAGAGAGCAUUUAUUUCCAACAGUAGAACCAAAGCUGAAAUUAGCUGGUAAUGGAAAAAUGUAAAAUUCCUCUUUUGAAAAAAAAGCAGGUCUCAUCAACACAUUCAGAAAUUGAUAGGUUGUUUUGUAUUAGUUAUAAGCGGUUGUAAGAAAAUUGUUUCUAACACUUUUUGAGUUUUAAAGCCUUCCAAAUUAAAAAAAUAGGUUCAAGGCUAACUGAUUGUAAAAUUAAGUUAGCUCCUAGUUAGAUUUAAGACAAAUAAGUCGUUGUAUCAUGCAUGUUGAAUGUAAAACCAAUAAACUUGCUGCAAAAUUCAGCAUUAUA